Messenger RNA from Penicillium lagena, 1059 nucleotides. RefSeq names its product VOC family protein. Lineage: Eukaryota; Fungi; Ascomycota; Eurotiomycetes; Eurotiales; Aspergillaceae. The coding region runs from base 1 to 1059 and encodes 352 amino acids. The record is from RefSeq and is a predicted model, not a curated record. The transcript has 5 exons. Gene Ontology annotation, molecular function: methylmalonyl-CoA epimerase activity. Gene Ontology annotation, biological process: L-methylmalonyl-CoA metabolic process. Gene Ontology annotation, cellular component: mitochondrion.
AUGUCACAAGCAGAAAUUACCCGGGCAAACCACGGUGCCUCCAUUCCUGAUAUCGACGCCAUAGGCAGCGAGCAAGAGAGCAUCGAGACAUGGCGCCAAAGAUGCAGCAUCAAGAAAGAAAAUCAGAUUCGUCUGGUUAAACUGGCACAUAUGCGAUAUCAACACCCUGAUCUAGACCAGAUUACGACCUUCCUACAGGACUUUGGUAUGGUCGUGGCCAAGCGCACUGAGGAAAAGAUCUGGUAUCGAGGCUAUGGGGACGACCAGUACGUGUACUACGUUCAAAAAGGGCCUAAGAAGUUCCUCGGUGGUACCUUUGCUGUUGAGGCCUAUCAAGAUCUAGAGAAGGCUGCUCAGCUGGAUACCGCCGGCUCAAUUCAAGAACUUGCUGAUGCCCCCGGAUGCGGGUUUAUGGUCUCCCUGGCCGACCCGGAGGGAUUUCCAAUGAACCUGAUGUUCGGACAGAGUCCAGCCUCUAAGGGCGAAUUUCCCGAGAAGAUCAUGAUCAACUACGAAAACGAGAAGCCUCGUACACGGCGAUUCCAACGAUUCGAUCCUGGGCCAGCUGCUGUGCAUAAGCUCGGCCACUACGGUCUCUGCACGCAAAAGUUUGACGCGCUUGUUGACUUCUAUACAUCCACAUUCAAUCUCGUCCCUACGGAUUUCCUUUACGUGGAAAAAGAAGGCAAGAAGCAGAAUGUGGCGCUCUUUGCACAUAUCGAUCGCGGCGAGGACCUCGUGGAUCAUCAUAGCUUCUUCAUGAGCACAAAUGCCACCUCGCAUGUCCAUCACUGCUCAUUUGAAGUACAUGACUUUGACACUCAAGCACUGGGUCACCAGUGGCUUGCCCAAAAGGGGUACCAGUCUGUUUGGGGCGUGGGUCGCCAUAUCCUGGGCUCACAAAUUUUUGACUAUUGGUGGGAUACCACGGGCAACAUGAUCGAGCACUAUGCGGAUGGCGAUCUUGUGAACGAUCAAACCCCUAUUGGAUAUGGUCCUGCGGGGGAUGAGUCGUUGGCGGUUUGGGGGCCUGAGGUGCCGGCCUGGUUCUUGCAGUAG